AUUUAAAUUGAAUUUUCGAGAUGGAUUUGAUGAUUCAUUCCUCAAGGUUCCUCCUUCCUUAUUUUCCUGCCAACAACGGCCCGUCUCAAUCGUGCGCACUGGUAGUACUAAACCAACCCAUCCCUCGAUUCACUCCUCUGCUCUGGAACCACGCACGACUUCGUGUUUGUGCAGAUGGCGGAGCGAAUCGACUGUAUGAUGAGUUGCCGCAAUUGUUUCCUGAUGAACAAGCCUCGGCUAUUCGAAAAGGGUAUAUGCCAGAUGUAAUAAAAGGAGACAUGGAUUCGGUUAGAGCAGAAGUAUUGGAGUUCUAUACAAAUCUUCUUGCGUAUCAAAUGCAGGGAACCAAUGCAAUAGAUGCUUCUCAUGAUCAGGAUACCACGGACUUACAUAAAUGUGUAGCAUACAUUCGUGACUUACCAUAUCUGGAGAAUCAUAAUUUAUACAUUCUUGUUGCUGGAGCCCUUGGUGGGAGGUUUGACCAUGAGGUUGGAAAUAUCAACGUACUAUGUUUUUUCUCAACAACCCGAAUAAUACUUCUAUCGGAUGAUUGCCUAAUCCAACUUCUUCCAAGUAGUCAUCAUCAUGAGAUCCAUAUCCAGUCCUCUGUUGAGGGCCCGCAUUGUGGACUCAUUCCCAUUGGCGUACCAUCUAGAAGCACUACAACCACUGGGCUUCGGUGGGAUCUUACUGAGACAGAAAUGAGGUUUGGUGGCUUGAUCAGUACUUCAAACAUCGUAAAAGGGGAGAGAGUAACUGUCAAAUCUGAUUCGGACCUCCUCUGGACUAUAUCCAUUAAAAAGGCAUUGCUUAUGAGAUGAAUUGUGCAACUUGUAGAUGAUUAUUGAUUCGGCUGAAUUAUUCGUUGUGAUGCUUCUUUUAUAUUGAACGGGCUUGAUGCUUUUAAAGUUCUGUAUUCAUUAGCUCCAUUCUUGUUCUAAUUUGUGUAUGAUGACUUUGAUUCUUUAUUCGAAGAAAUGCUUCAGGCAGGUUAGCAUCAGUGUUUGUAUAGCACCUCAAACGUUCGAGGAAUGAAAUUAGCUUUGGUGAUUUUUGUUAAA
This is a messenger RNA of Olea europaea var. sylvestris, 1061 nucleotides long. RefSeq names its product thiamine pyrophosphokinase 1. NCBI's taxonomy places the organism in Eukaryota, Viridiplantae, Streptophyta, Magnoliopsida, Lamiales, Oleaceae. Gene Ontology annotation, biological process: thiamine metabolic process; thiamine diphosphate biosynthetic process. Gene Ontology annotation, molecular function: thiamine binding; thiamine diphosphokinase activity; ATP binding. The coding region runs from base 21 to 821 and encodes 266 amino acids. The record is from RefSeq and is a predicted model, not a curated record. The transcript has 6 exons.